Molecule: messenger RNA, 3029 nt
Organism: Egretta garzetta (little egret)
Lineage: Eukaryota; Metazoa; Chordata; Aves; Pelecaniformes; Ardeidae
Gene: UBA7
Product: ubiquitin like modifier activating enzyme 7
Exons: 22
Biological process (GO): protein sumoylation
Cellular component (GO): SUMO activating enzyme complex; cytoplasm
Molecular function (GO): SUMO activating enzyme activity
Source: RefSeq, a predicted model, not a curated record
CUCUGCCUCUACGGCAACGACAUCGAUGAGACCACCACGCCUGCCGAGGCCGGGCUGCUGUGGACCUUGGGGAAGCGUCGGCGCACAGCCAUGGACUUCCCUGGCGCGGCCAUCAUCAUGGCACAAGUGAAAGAGAAGCCAAAGCGCAAGCGCGUGGGGCUGACGUCAGUGGGACCCCCUAUCCGGCCCCACACAGCCAUCCUGGGCCCCGAGGGCACGCCUGUGGGCACAGUGACCAGCGGCUGCCCCUCGCCCUCCCUGGGCAAGAACAUUGCCAUGGGCUACGUGGAGGCGGUGCACAGCCGGGCCGGCACCGCACUCACCGUCGAGGUGCGGAAGAAGCAGCACCCGGCCCUUGUCACCAAGAUGCCCUUCGUGCCCACCCAGUACUACAUGGCCAAGUUGCCCCUCAUCAUCAUGGGUAGGGCCCACGGGGUGUCCCAUGUCACAGGUAUGGGCAGCAGAGGGCCCCCCACCAGUGAAGACAGGGCCCUGUGGAGCACCCUGCUGUGGCUGGCAGCACCCCAAACCCAUGGGAUGCCCCACCGUGUGCCUACCCCGCAGUUCCUCCUGGGAGAGAGUGACAUAGGCCAGAACCGUGCCAAGGCAUCCCAGCGGGUCCUGGCCGAGCUGAACCCCCAUGUCACAGUGGUGGCCCAUGACAAGGAGCUGUCGGAGGCCUUCCUCGCCUCCUUCCAGGUGGUGGUGCUGACUGAGUCACCACUGGAGGAGCAGCUACGCAUUGGGGACUUCUGCCAUGCCCGGGGCAUCUGCUUCAUCGUGGCUGACACCAAGGGGCUGGCAGGGCAGCUGUUCUGUGACUUUGGGAAGCGUUUCGUCGUUGAUGACCCAGCAGAAGGGGACCCAGUGUGUGCUGCCGUGCAGCACAUCUCCCAGGGCAACCCAGGCGUGGUGACAUGCAUGGGGGCAGAGGACAGCCGCGGCCACCUCUUCUGUGACGGUGACCUAGUGACGUUUUCUGGUGUGGAGGGGAUGACGGAGCUGAACGGCCAGGAGCCCGUCCCUGUGCGCGUGCUGGAUGCCUUCAGGCUGGAGAUCGGCGACACCAGCUCCUUCUCGCCCUACCACCGUGGGGGCCUGGUCUUGCAGGUUCGGCUGCCCCAGGUGCACUCAUAUCAGAAGCCCCUGUGCCAGGCAUUGGCAGACCCCCAGAUCCAGGUGGCGAGUCCCGAGGAGCUGCUGCGCAGCCGCAGCCUGCACGCUGCCUUCCAGGCCCUGCACGCUUUCCGUGGGGAGCAGGGCCAUCUGCCCCGGCCCAGGGCACCAGCAGACACCGAGCGGGUGCUGGAGCUGGCGCGGAGCCUGGGGGUGCAGGAGGGUUCCCUGGACGAGGACGUUGUGCGAGCCUUUGCCAGCGUGAGCGCAGGGGACCUGUGCCCCAUAGCUGCCAUUGUCGGGGCCCUGGCAGCCCAGGAGGUGCUGAAGGCUACCACCGGCAAGUUCCUGCCCCUGGACCAGUGGCUGUACUUCGACGCUCUGGAGUGCCUGGAACUGGAGGGGGCUGUGCAGCUGACGGAGGAGGACUGCUCCCCAAUGGGCUCUCGCUACGAUGGCCAGAUUGCUGUCUUCGGGGCUGCCUUCCAGGAGCAGCUGGGCCGCCAGAAGUACUUGGUGGUGGGAGCUGGCGCCAUCGGCUGCGAGCUGCUGAAAACCUUUGCCAUGAUGGGGCUGGCGGCAGGGCCAGGUCGCGACCUCACUAUCGCUGACAUGGACACCCUUGCCCUCUCCAACCUCCAUCGGCAGCUCCUCUACCGCUCAACAGAUAUAUCAAAGCCGAAGUCGGUGGUGGCUGCAGCGGCUGUGCAGCGCAUGAACCCCAGCAUCAGGGUGACGGCUCACCAGAACCAGGUGGGACCUGCCACCGAGUCAUUCUACGGGGACAACUUCUUCCGGUGCCUGGACGGCGUCGCCAGUGCCCUGGACACGCUGGAGGCCCGUGCCUACUUGGAGAGCCGCUGCCGCCGCUGCCUCACACCGCUGCUGGACUCAGGCACGGAGGGGCCGCGGGGAAACGUGCUGGCCAUGGUGCCCCCCCUGACCAAGCCGCUGGGGCCAGCUGGCACCCCCGACGACAGCACCUUCCCCCUCUGCACCCUGCGGUACUUCCCUCGCACCAUCCAGCACACGCUGCAGUGGGCCCGCGAUGAGUUUGAGGGGCUCUUCCAGCUGCCCGCGGAGAACAUCAACCGGUUCAUGGAAGACCCAGAUUUCCGGGAGCAGCUGCCAGAGGGGAAGGCCCUGGAGGUCCUGGAGCAAGUGCAGGGCAGCCUGUGGGAGCGGCCACGGGACUGGCCAGACUGCGUGCGCUGGGCCCGCCAGCACUGGCAGAGCCGCUACCAUGAUGCCAUCACCCAGCUGCUGCACACCUUCCCUCCGGAGCACGAAACCAGCCCGGGUGUCCCCUUCUGGGCAGGGGACAGGAGCUGCCCCCAUCCACUGACGUUUGACCCUGACAACGACACCCACCUGGAGUACAUCCUGGCUGCUGCAUACCUCUUUGCCCAAGCACACAAGGUGCCACCAUGCAGUGACCGGGCGGCCACCCAGACCAUCCUCCGCAGUAUGGUCCUGCCACCCUUCAUGCCCCAGGAGGGGCUCCAGAUUCCCCUUGCAGAGGAGUGGGAGGAGGUGCAGGCGCCUGCAGACUGCGGGCGGCUGGCAGAGCUCACCCAGGACCUGGUGCAGCGGAAGCAGGAGCUGAUAGGGGGUGAGGACGUGCAAAUGCCCCUGAUGGAGCCCAUCCACUUUGAGAAGAGGGCUGGGCAGCUGGGAUGUGGGGUGCCAGUGCUGGCUGCAGCUCUGCACUCCCCCUUGCAGUACGGUGGGCGGGAGUGGAGCUGCUGGGACCGGCUGGAGAUGCAGGCAGUCAGCGCAGAUGGGCAGGAGAUGACGGUGCAGGAGGUGCUGGACUGGCUGCAGAGGACACAUGGCUGGACUGUGACCAUGCUCCUGCAUGGCCACACUGUGCUCUAUGACGGGGAGGAUGACGAAGAGACACGGACCCGGCA